UCGGUGACAGUUUGCCAGCCGUGAGAGUAGAGUGUCGAGGUUUAUUGUUUGGAAAGCAAUAUGGCUAUCUGGUGAUUAGUAACAGUGCGAUACGUAGACAAAGGAGCAACGCAGUGCUCAUGUUAUUUGGAGACGCGUUGCGCGUUCUGUUCUAGUUUUUAAUUGAAUAAGGAACAAAGGGGAUUCGGUAGAAUGUUGGAACUCGAGGUGGUGCCCGAAAGAUCCCUCGGCUGCGAGCAGUGGGAAUUUAUUUUAGGUAUGCAUUUUUCCCAGUCCGUGUCAAUAAUACAAUCUCAAGUGGGCAUUAUAAGGGGAGUACAAGUACUUUAUAGCGAUAGUAAUCCUUUAGAUGUAGAUUUAGUUAUAAACUUACCUCAUGAUGGAGUACGGCUUAUAUUUGACCCUGUGGUGCAAAGGCUCAAGAUAAUUGAAAUUUACAACAUGAAAUUAGUUAAACUGAAAUACUGUGGUUUGCCGUUCAAUUCGCCAGAGGUUUUACCAUCCAUUGAACAAAUUGAGCAUUCGUUUGGAGCAACUCAUCCGGGUGUUUAUGAUAGUGAUAAACAAGUAUUCGUAUUGAACUUUCGAGGACUAUCAUUUUACUUCCCCAUUGAUUCAAAGUUCCAACCCGGAUAUGCACAUGGAUUAGGGUCGUUGCAAUUUCCCAAUGGGACAUCCCCCCUUGUAGCCAAAACAGCCAUUUAUGUUGGCAAUAUGGGUGCUGGAGGCGGAACUGACGAGCACAAUUUAAAAGCACCGCCGCCACCUCUGCCGCUUGUCUGCUAUCAUAACAAUUUGUAUUUAGAAAAAGCAGAUGUUAUGCGAGACAAAACAUGUACGCAAGGUCUCAGAUUGCAUCUCUUCACCGAAGGUAGCUCGGUAACAAGGGUAUUACUGGAGCCGAAGAAGCGCUGCUUAACCAAAGAGGUGCUAUUUGGGGACACUUGUGAAGAUGUGCUGAGUGCUUUGGGGGCACCAUCUCGAGUGUUUUUCAAAGCUGAGGAUAAAAUGCGUAUUCACAGUCCUCACGCGCACAAACGCGAUAAAAUAAGACGGUCGGAUUUCUUCUAUAACUAUUUUACCUUAGGACUGGUAAAUUUCCACUCUAAUACAUUACACACAAAUUACCCAGGGCAUUAUAAUUUUAACAUGUAUCAUCGUUGCGAGUUUUCGUUAAUUUUUCCUCCAGAAAAUAAUUCCAUUGAAUCGGGAAAGCUUAUUGAUGUUUCCCCUUCUCCAGUUACGAUCACUGCCUAUACGAAAUGGGAUAGAAUAAGCGAACAGUUGAAGGCAAGCGCACGACCUGUUAUACUGAAUCGUGCGUCUUCGACGAACACAAUAAACCCAUUUGGAUGUACGUUCUGUUACGGUAUACGCGACGCGAUCGUUGAGGUCAUGGCGAAUCAACACAUUGCGAGUGUAACUCUGUACAGAGCGGUGUGACCUUAAAUUAUUUACACAAUAUGGUGCAUUAUAGAGCGCUCAUCGACGAGCAACAUGAAGGAGCGGCGUUUCGGAAUGAUGAAAAGAAAACAAAAAAAAAAAACAAAAACAAAAAUAGCCAAGUUUUAAAUGUCGGUAAUUGCAUAACAACAUCUACUUGAGAAAAGACUGUGCCAUGCAAAGAGAAGUGUUGAGAGUUGGAAAUGCAUGCGAAAUCCCUGAUGCGGUUUCUUUUUUUUAACACUAACGUUAACGACACAUUGAAAUGCAAGAAUCUUAGAUUUAAAAAAAAGGAGAAAACACAAAAAAAAAAAACAAAACAAAAACAAUAAUAACGUGUGAUUAUUGAAAAGGCAAUGGCGGUAUAAAGUUCAGAGAAACCGAGGGAUAUCAUUUUGAAUAUCACAUAUUGUUGCUUGUAACGUUUUACAUUUUCUUCUCCUUGGGAGUCAAGGAAAUAAAACCAAAAAAAGGAGGAAAAAAACACAC
Molecule: messenger RNA, 1932 nt
Organism: Habropoda laboriosa
Lineage: Eukaryota; Metazoa; Arthropoda; Insecta; Hymenoptera; Apidae
Product: UPF0183 protein CG7083
Biological process (GO): Golgi to plasma membrane protein transport
Cellular component (GO): trans-Golgi network
Source: RefSeq, a predicted model, not a curated record